Molecule: messenger RNA, 1524 nt
Organism: Oldenlandia corymbosa var. corymbosa
Lineage: Eukaryota; Viridiplantae; Streptophyta; Magnoliopsida; Gentianales; Rubiaceae
Source: the annotation of a GenBank genome assembly
GUAUGUUUUUUUCUUUUACAAUUUAUUUUAGGAAACAAUGUCAAUGGCCCACAAUAUCUAGAUUCCCCUCCUAUAAACAAACCUAUCUAAUAUCCAUCAAUCAACCCCCACACAACAUCUUUUCAAUCCCUCACCACAACCUACUUCUCCUCCCUCCUCUAUAUAUAUUUAUGCUCACACUUUCCUUUUGGUUCAUCAAAUUCUCAUCAUUCCCAAAUCAUCAAUCCCUUUUCGGCAUAUAUAGAGCUAGCUUUGCUCUUCAUUUUCUCUCAAGAAAAAAAAAACCCUAAUUAAAAAGUCAAUUGAUUUCUCUUCAUAUAUAUCAAAAGUCUAAAGCUAACAGCAGCUUCUUGAAGUGGAACAAAGAAUUGAUGUCAGGGGUUUGGGUGUUCAAGAAUAAUGGAGUGUUUCAGCUCGUGGAAAACCCGGGGGGCGAUCAGCAGCAGCAGCAACAACAGCAGAACUCGAGGAGGCCGAAUAAGGGUUUGGUGCAUUUGGCAACGGGACAGGUGGUGACGUCGUAUGCAUGCUUGGAGAGAAUCCUCACUAAUUUGGGUUGGGAGAGAUACUACGGGGGCGACCCUGAUCUUUUCCAGUUCCACAAGCGUUCUUCCAUCGACCUCAUUUCACUCCCAAGGGAGUUCUCCAAGUUCAAUUCCGUCUACAUGUAUGAUAUCGUGGUCAAGAAUCCCAACGUUUUUCACGUCCGAGACCUUUAAUCUACCUACCUACCUAUAUUACUCUCUCAAAUCAUUCUAGCUCCUUGCAUGCAUGCAUAUGCCUUCUCUCCAUCAGAUGAUUAUAACUCAUGACCAGCCAGCCUUGUGUUAUUUCAAAAGAAAAGUUGAUCAUCAUAUAUAUAGCUGCAUGAAGUUCCUACCUCUCGCUGUGUGUGUGUGUGUGUGUGUGUAACGUGUGUUUUGUGAUGUAUGUAUAAAUAUGUACACAUGUGUUCGUGGUCAGUUAAUGUUAAGGGUUUUGUGAGAGUGCGAAGGAGAUGUGAUAUUUUAUUAUAUGUAACAAUCAUUGAUAUAGGUGGGAGCUAGGACGGACGGUUGGUUGGUUGGUCUUUUCAUUUUGGUCUCUCAGGUUGGUUUAUGUGUCUUUUCAGGAUCUUCUCUGUAGUAGUGUGAGUAGUGAAAAUGAUGAUGACGUGUAUCCCAGGAAAUUGGAAACCCUUUCUCAAUUUUUAUGUCAAUGUUUCAUUUGCAGCUUGACGACCUUUGUCCGUCAUUCAAAAAAUCUUUUUCGUUUCCUUCUUAAUGUUUGUAGCAAUAAGUUGACAUCCGUAUAUUUUUUAUACAGUAUAUAUUAAUUGAUGCAUACAAUAUUCCAAAGCCGGAUUGAUGGGUCUGCGGUUAAUGGCAAACCUAAGCUUAAGUUUGGAUCCCAAACCGUAUUAAUUUGUAUAGCAUAUGGAGCGAAAAAGAAACUGUGUGCGUUUUCUUUUUUUACUUUUUAGAGAAUUGAACAAACUAGAUUACUUGAGUUGAAAAGACUCUAUAUACAUAUACAUAUAUAUAU